Torulaspora delbrueckii is the source of this 918-nucleotide messenger RNA. RefSeq names its product Atg3p (gene ATG3). Gene Ontology annotation, biological process: autophagosome assembly; autophagy of mitochondrion; nucleophagy. Bases 1 to 918 code for a protein of 305 amino acids. Gene Ontology annotation, molecular function: Atg8-family ligase activity. Gene Ontology annotation, cellular component: cytosol; cytoplasmic ubiquitin ligase complex. The transcript has a single exon. NCBI's taxonomy places the organism in Eukaryota, Fungi, Ascomycota, Saccharomycetes, Saccharomycetales, Saccharomycetaceae. The record is from RefSeq and is a predicted model, not a curated record.
AUGAUUAGGUCCACAUUGAGCAGUUGGAGGGAGUACUUGACUCCCGUUAGCCACAAGUCGACUUUUCUCUCGACGGGCCAGAUAACUCCAGAUGAAUUCGUGGAGGCAGGAGACUACAUGUGCCACAUGUUUCCUACGUGGUCCUGGAAUGAACCAACGAGUGAUGUGAGCUAUCGUGAUUUUCUGCCUAAGGGCAAACAGUUUUUGAUCAGUAGGAAGGUUCCUUGUGGGCAGAGAGCUCAACAGUAUGUGAAUGUGGAUGAGAAAGAGUCUGAAGUAUCCAUAUCUGGGGCAGAUGAGAACGAAGAAGGUGAUGAGGAUGAAGGGUGGCUCAAGGAAGGUGCUGAUUUGGUUUCAAGUGCUGAAAAAGGUGGGAAUGAGGGGGAAACAGCCUCUGAUGUGGAUGAUAUUGACGAAAUGAUGAAAGAUAUGGAGAUUGAGGGGAAUGAGGAUAUAGUAGAUGUACCGGUGAACCGAUCUGAGAGGUACUACGACCUUUACAUCACUUAUUCGACUUCUUACAGGGUUCCCAAGAUGUACAUUGUCGGUUUCGACAGUAAUGGAACACCGUUGACUGCAGAAGAAAUGUUUGAGGAUAUAGCACCGGAUUAUAGGACCAAGACUGCUACGAUCGAAAAACUGCCCUUCUACAAAACGCCCAUCGUGUCUGUGUCGAUACAUCCUUGCAAGCAUGCAAACGUGAUGAAGAUAUUGCUCGAUAAAGUACGUAUAGUCAAGAGAAGAAGACGGGAAGAACAGCAACAGCAGGAUGGCGAAACAGUGGCCGACGACUGGGAAGAUCUGCAGGCAGACGUGGACGAUUCGUUGCGGGUCGAUCAAUACCUGGUGAUUUUCCUGAAAUUCAUCACUAGCGUCACUCCCAGUAUCGAGCAUGACUACACGAUGGAGGGCUGGUAA